AUGGAAUCGUCUAAUGAAGGUGAUGAGAGAAAAAAAGAACACAAAGUUCCUUUCUUAAAGCUGUUCUCUUUUGCUGACUCCUAUGAUUAUUUUUUAAUGUUUGUUGGAUCUAUUGGAGCAUGUGUUCAUGGUGCUUCUAUUCCUGUUUUCUUCAUCUUCUUUGGAAAGUUGAUCAAUGUUAUUGGUUUGGCUUAUCUUUUUCCUAAGGAAGCUUCUCACCAAGUUGCCAAGUACUCGUUGGAUUUUGUGUAUCUAAGUAUAGCAAUGUUAUUUUCAUCUUGGACAGAGGUGGCUUGUUGGAUGCAUACUGGAGAAAGACAAGCAGCAAAAAUGAGAAUGGCUUAUUUAAAAUCGAUGUUGAAUCAAGAUAUAAGCUUAUUUGAUACUGAGGCUUCAACUGGAGAAGUUAUUUCUGCAAUUACUAGUGAUAUUAUUAUUGUUCAAGAUGCUCUAUCUGAGAAGGUAGGAAACUUCAUGCACUACAUAAGCAGAUUCAUAGCUGGAUUCACAAUUGGCUUUGUGAGAGUAUGGCAGAUUAGUUUAGUGACACUUUCAAUUGUUCCCUUGAUUGCCCUUGCUGGAGGACUUUAUGCCUAUGUCACAAUUGGCCUCAUUGCAAAAGUUAGAAAAGCAUAUGUUAGAGCUGGUGAAAUUGCUGAAGAGGUGAUAGGAAAUGUUAGAACUGUACAAGCUUUUGCAGGAGAAGAAAGAGCUGUGAAAUCUUAUAAAGCAGCUCUUAUGAAAACUUAUGUAAAUGGUAGAAAAGCUGGUUUGGCUAAAGGUCUUGGACUUGGUUCAAUGCAUUGUGUUCUUUUUCUAUCUUGGUCUUUGCUUGUUUGGUUCACUAGCAUUGUUGUUCACAAGAAUAUCGCCAAUGGCGGCGAGUCUUUUACUACCAUGCUCAACGUUGUUAUCUCCGGCCUGUCACUUGGGCAGGCGGCACCAGACAUUUCAGCGUUUAUUCGAGCUAAGGCGGCAGCCUAUCCGAUUUUUAAGAUGAUAGAGAGGGACACAGUGAGCAAACAAAGCGCGAAAACUGGUCGAAAAUUAAACAAAGUGGAGGGACAUAUUCAGUUUAAGAAUGUGUGUUUCAGUUAUCCGUCUCGUCCGGACGUAGCAAUCUUCAACAACUUCAAUCUCGACAUUCCUGCAGGGAAAAUUGUUGCACUUGUAGGAGGAAGUGGUUCUGGAAAGAGCACGGUUGUAUCGUUGAUCGAACGAUUUUACGAACCUCUUUCUGGUCAUAUACUUGUAGACAAAAAUGAAAUCAGAGAACUUGAUCUCAAGUGGCUCAGGCAACAAAUUGGACUAGUUAAUCAAGAGCCUGCACUUUUUGCAACAAGCAUCAAAGAGAAUAUUUUGUAUGGAAAAGAUGAUGCUACUCUUGAAGAACUAAAACGCGCCGUGAAGCUUUCAGAUGCUCAAUCUUUCAUCAACAAUCUUCCUGAAAGAUUAGACACUCGGGUUGGUGAGAGAGGGAUACAACUAUCAGGUGGACAGAAGCAAAGGAUUGCAAUAUCUCGUGCCAUUGUGAAGAAUCCAUCUAUCCUUUUACUAGAUGAAGCAACUAGUGCUCUUGAUGCUGAGUCUGAGAAAAGCGUACAAGAGGCUCUCGAUCGUGUCAUGGUUGGAAGAACAACCAUUGUAGUUGCACACAGACUUUCUACUAUUAGGAAUGCAGAUGUUAUAGCUGUUGUACAAGGAGGGAAAAUUGUGGAGACUGGUAACCAUGAAGAACUCAUGUCCAACCCAGCUAGUGUUUAUGCAUCUCUUGUUCAACUCCAAAGUGCAUCUUCUUUGCAAGGGCUUCCCUCGGUUGGUCCUAGCUUAGGACACCAAUCAAGCACGGGCUACUCAAAAGAAUUUUCGCGUGCAACAACAAGCAUUGGUGGUAGUUUUCGAUCGGACAAAGACUCGAUUGGCAUUGUCGGUGGUGAUGAUGGAAGCAAGCCUAAGCAUGUUUCAGCAAAAAGGCUAUAUUCUAUGGUUGGUCCUGACUGGCCUUAUGGAGUUUUUGGGACCUUAUGUGCAUUUGUUGCUGGAGCACAAAUGCCACUUUUUGCACUUGGAAUCUCUCAUGCUCUUGUUUCAUAUUAUAUGGAUUGGGAUACAACGCGUCACGAAGUUAAAAAAAUUGCUUUCCUCUUCUGUGGAGGUGCAGUUAUAACUGUCAUAGUCCAUGCCAUCGAACAUCUCUUUUUUGGUAUCAUGGGCGAGCGACUUACUCUUCGUGUGCGGGAGAAGAUGUUUAGUGCUAUUUUGAAGAAUGAAAUUGGAUGGUUUGAUGAAAUAGGCAACACAAGCUCUAUGCUUUCAUCGCGUUUAGAAUCCGACGCAACCUUAAUGCGAACAAUAGUUGUUGAUCGCUCAACGAUCCUGUUACAGAAUAUUGGUCUGGUUGUUGCUUCCUUUAUUAUUUCCUUCCUAUUGAACUGGAGAAUCACACUUGUUGUCUUGGCCACAUAUCCUUUGAUAGUUAGUGGUCACAUUAGUGAGAAACUUUUCAUGAAAGGUUAUGGUGGCAACUUGAGCAAAGCAUAUCUAAAAGCCAACAUGCUUGCUGGUGAGGCCGUGAGCAAUAUACGCACUGUCGCCGCAUUUUGCUCUGAAGAAAAGAUCCUUGAUCUUUAUGCUAACGAGCUCGUCGGUCCUUCCAAAAAUUCAUUUCGACGCGGUCAAAUUGCUGGCAUAUUCUAUGGCAUUUCCCAAUUCUUCAUCUUCUCAUCUUAUGGCCUUGCCUUAUGGUAUGGAUCUGUUUUGAUGGGAAAGGAGCUAGCUAGCUUUAAAUCAGUUAUGAAGUCAUUUAUGGUUUUAAUUGUAACAGCACUUGCUAUGGGGGAAACUUUGGCAUUAGCACCAGAUCUUUUGAAAGGGAACCAAAUGGUUGCAUCAGUUUUUGAAGUAAUGGAUAGAAAAUCAGAAAUAAGAGGUGAUAUUGGAGAAGAGUUAAGGACAGUGGAAGGAACAAUUGAGCUCAAAAGAAUCAAUUUCAGCUACCCUUCAAGACCAGAUGUGAUUAUUUUCAAGGAUUUCAAUCUAAGAGUUCCUUCUGGAAAAAGUGUUGCUUUAGUGGGACAAAGUGGUUCUGGCAAAAGCUCUGUGAUCUCUAUUAUACUCAGAUUUUAUGAUCCAACUUCAGGAAAGGUGUUAAUUGAUGGUAAAGACGUCACAAGAAUAAAUCUAAAAUCUCUACGAAAACACAUCGGUCUAGUGCAACAAGAACCAGCCCUUUUCGCCACAUCAAUUUAUGAAAACAUUCUCUAUGGAAAAGAAGGUGCAUCUGAUUCAGAAGUAAUUGAAGCAGCUAAGCUAGCAAAUGCUCAUAACUUCAUAAGUGGACUUCCAGAAGGUUACUCAACCAAAGUAGGUGAAAGAGGUGUUCAACUUUCUGGUGGACAGAGACAAAGAGUAGCCAUUGCUAGAGCUGUUCUAAAGAAUCCUGAAAUCUUGCUACUUGAUGAAGCAACCAGUGCACUCGACGUUGAAUCGGAGCGAAUAGUGCAACAAGCUCUCGACAGAUUAAUGCAGAACAGAACAACUGUUAUGGUGGCACAUAGAUUGUCCACAAUAAGAAAUGCAGAUCAAAUCUCAGUUUUGCAAGAUGGGAAGAUUAUUGAGCAAGGAACACAUUCAAGUCUUAUAGAGAAUAAACAUGGACCAUAUUAUAAAUUAGUCAAUCUUCAACAGCAACAGCAUCAGCAAUCAUAA
Lathyrus sativus (Indian pea) is the source of this 3708-nucleotide messenger RNA. NCBI's taxonomy places the organism in Eukaryota, Viridiplantae, Streptophyta, Magnoliopsida, Fabales, Fabaceae. The record is from the annotation of a GenBank genome assembly.